GAAAAACCCUUUGAGGGUUUUACCCCUUUGGCUUUGGGAGUGAAGAAGAAGGAGACCUUUCUAGUUUUUCAAUUUCAAUUGUAUUUACUGUUUUGUUUUAUUAUUUAUUUAUUAAUCAAUCUUAGGGUUUGAGGAUCUUGAAACCAAAAUCCAAAAUCAUGCAGGCACCAGUACUCGUUCUUAAAGAUUCUCUGAAACGCGAGUCUGGAAGUAAGGUGCAGCAUGCUAAUAUCCAAGCCUCAAAGGCUGUUGCUGACAUAAUACGUACUACCUUGGGUCCACGAUCCAUGUUGAAGAUGCUACUUGAUGCUGGUGGAGGAAUUGUAGUGACUAAUGAUGGAAAUGCUAUUCUCCGGGAAUUAGAUCUUGCACACCCUGCAGCAAAGUCAAUGAUUGAGCUAAGCCGCACACAAGAUGAGGAAGUAGGAGAUGGAACAACAUCUGUCAUUGUUCUUGCUGGUGAGAUGCUCCAUGUUGCUGAAGCUUUCAUUGAUAAGAGUUAUCAUCCCACGGUCAUUUGCCGAGCAUACAAUAAAGCUCUGGAGGAUGCUAUUGCUGUGCUUGACAAAAUUGCAAUGUCCAUAGAUGUGAAGGACCGUUCAACGGUGUUGGGGUUGGUGAAGAGUUGCAUAGGCACAAAGUUCACUGGUCAAUUUGGGGAUCUAAUUGCUGACUUGGCAAUAGAUGCCACCACGACAGUUGGUGUGGACCUUGGCCAAGGGUUACGAGAAGUUGACAUUAAGAAGUACAUUAAGGUUGAGAAGGUCCCUGGUGGCCAAUUAGAAGAUUCGAAGGUUCUUAAAGGAGUUAUGAUCAACAAAGACGUAAUUGCCCCUGGAAAAAUGAGAAGAAAGAUUGUCAACCCACGAAUCAUUCUUCUUGAUUGUCCCCUUGAGUACAAGAAGGGCGAGAAUCAAACAAAUGCUGAAUUGGUUAAAGAAGAAGACUGGGGAGUCCUAUUAAAAAUGGAAGAAGAAUAUAUUGAGAGUAUCUGCAUGCAGCUAUUGAAGUUCAAACCAGACUUGGUGAUCACAGAAAAAGGCCUUAGCGACCUUGCAUGUCAUUAUCUGAGCAAGGCUGGGGUCAGUGCGAUAAGGAGGUUGAGGAAGACAGACAAUAAUAGAAUUGCAAAGGCAUGUGGUGCUGUUAUCGUGAACAGACCUGAUGAAUUGCAGGAAUCUGAUGUUGGCACUGGGGCUGGACUAUUUGAGGUUAAGAAAAUUGGGGAUGAGUUCUUUGCUUUCAUUGUUGAUUGCAAGGACCCAAAAGCAUGUACUGUGCUGUUGAGAGGUCCCAGUAAAGAUCUUUUGAAUGAAGUGGAAAGAAAUUUGCAGGAUGCCAUGUGUGUAGCUAGAAACAUAAUCAAGAAUCCUAAACUAGUUCCGGGAGGUGGUGCAACAGAGUUAACUGUAUCUGCUACCCUGAAGCAGAAGAGUUCAUCUAUUGAAGGGAUUGAAAAGUGGCCUUAUGAAGCUGCUGCUGUGGCUUUUGAGGCUAUACCACGGACAUUGGCACAGAAUUGUGGGGUUAAUGUGAUACGGACCAUGACUGCACUCCAAGGAAAGCAUGCAAAUGGUGAAAAUGCAUGGAUGGGCAUAGAUGGGAACACGGGUGCAAUCACUGAUAUGAAAGAGCGCAAGAUUUGGGAUGCUUACAAUGUAAAGGCACAGACCUUUAAGACAGCCAUUGAAGCUGCUUGCAUGCUGCUUAGGAUCGAUGACAUAGUGAGCGGGAUCAAGAAAAAGCAGGCUCCUGGAGCAGGGCAAGCACCAUCGAAGCCCAAGAUCGAGGAAGAAGGAGAUGCAGACAACGAGCAAAUACUUCCCGAGUGAUGACAUCAACUAUAUGAUAGGCGGCAUUAUUUGACAAAAUUGCAGGUUUUGUUUUUAUGGGCUAUAUAUGAGUUUCAGUGAGCUGUUGAUUGUGGGACUUUUUAUUUUAUUUUAUUUUUUUCAAAUUUUGGUGCUGUUCUGAAUUAUUAGCUAGACUUUUGUUGGUUUAAUGGUUGAAAUGGGAUUUGAGGGUCUCUCUUUCUUAUUAGUUUUUGAUCCAA
Molecule: messenger RNA, 2053 nt
Organism: Vitis riparia (riverbank grape)
Lineage: Eukaryota; Viridiplantae; Streptophyta; Magnoliopsida; Vitales; Vitaceae
Product: T-complex protein 1 subunit gamma
Exons: 13
Coding region: 159-1832 (557 amino acids)
Biological process (GO): protein folding
Cellular component (GO): chaperonin-containing T-complex
Molecular function (GO): ATP hydrolysis activity; ATP-dependent protein folding chaperone; ATP binding
Source: RefSeq, a predicted model, not a curated record